Messenger RNA from Ceratitis capitata (Mediterranean fruit fly), 6035 nucleotides. Its product is annotated as serine-rich adhesin for platelets-like. Gene Ontology annotation, cellular component: extracellular region. Gene Ontology annotation, molecular function: chitin binding. NCBI's taxonomy places the organism in Eukaryota, Metazoa, Arthropoda, Insecta, Diptera, Tephritidae. The transcript is spliced from 7 exons. Bases 82 to 5844 code for a protein of 1920 amino acids. The record is from RefSeq and is a predicted model, not a curated record.
GACUACUAAUAAGUAAAAAUUAAAGAAAAUUAAACAAAAAAAAAUAUCUGAGUGCGAAUUAAUUGUGCGUGAAUUGUCAUCAUGGUCACAAAAAUAUAUACGAUUCAGCAAUUUCUCUUGAAAAUUAUCUUCUUCGCAAAUUUGGCCUGCGUUCUACCACGAUCUGUGCCGCCUGCCAAUUUACAACCUCGAGGACCUCCACAUGCAUUCCAUAGCCAUUUGGCUCUGCAUCCAACUUUUUUUAAUCAUGAAAAUGCUCAAGCUUACCAGCAUCGUGAGCCGACUGGCACAUUUUACGACAGCAAACGUGGCAUUUUGCGUUCAUUUCCAGGCGGUGGAGUGCCGGUAUUGGUCGAUCAUCACAAACGUUGUUCCGGCAAUUUUGUAGGAGUCAAAGCGCAUCCCAACCAGAAGCAAUACUACUAUGUGUGUAAGCCCGAUUGCGUAAUAUUUGGAAAAUGUCAAAAUCUGCAGUCAUUCGAUGCAACGAAAGGACAAUGCAGUCCAUAUCCUGCACAAGAGUAUACGCCAGUUUGCGUGAAACCCGGUCGCUUUCCCAUUUUAACAGACUGUACGGUCUACUAUCGAUGCGACGCACAGUUGAAACCGCGUAUAUACUCAUGUCCGCGCAAUACGGUUUAUUCACCCCGUGACGAGAAAUGUAUUUGUGGCGCAAAGUGUAAUCCAACAGAGGUUACGUCACACGGUUCGUAUAUACCACAUGAUUGUGAGCACAAAUUCCCGCCAUGUCUACAGGAUGGCACCUUCCGCACGCCCACCGAUUGUUCGCUGUAUUACACGUGUGUUAUGCAACCGAAGGGGAUCUACCAACAGACACGUUUCAAAUGUCCCGAGCUACAAUUCUUCGAUCCUAAAUUAGUAACAUGUCGGCCGCAACAUGAAGUACCCUGCGAUUCUAUACAACUAUCUGAGCUUGUGUAUCCGAGACCACCGCCCUUACCCCAUCUUCCGGUGAUUUAUCCACCACAUUACUCUGUAGACUCAUUGGAUGAAAGCGAUUAUCCAACAGAAAAUGCGGAGCCGUGCUCCAAAGAGGAUCCCUUGAGCGCCAGCAUUGGCUCAACUGAAAACGAAAUAUCUGAUUGGUCCUCGCAAACUACUAAAGUCACAAGAUCUCCGACGCAAUCUACUACUGUGCCAAAAACUCUACCCACGAGCCGUUUAACUCCAAUACACACUCUGCCAACAACAACAUUAGCACCAACAACAAGAGUUACUCGCACAAGCAGUUUUAUUCCAUCUAAACCCGCUACGCCUGAACAGCCUGCCUCGUCAACAUCUCCUCCAGUAGAUAUCAGUUUAAGUACCACGCCCGGCGAGAACUCUUCACCAACAUCGGACAACGAUGUAACUUCCGAAGAGAUUGACUUGUCAACCAGCACCAAGUGGACCACAAUAGAUAGCGAAACAGCGAUUAAUACGGCAGCUAUAUCAUCUGCCGCUACGAUUGGCUCCGCUUCGCUCAUCGGUGCAACUCCCACUAUAAACACUUUCUCUGAAACAUCCCCUUCUACAGGCACAAGUCCAGUAGAUGAUUCCAAAUGGACGUCAACUUCUUUAGUUACAUCUUUACCAACAAAUUCAAACACUGCAAACUCACUACCCACGUCUCAACAGGAUUUCUCUUCAAUUCAACUUGGCUCCUUCAUGAAUUCGUUUGCACCCACAAGAGACUCUCCAACCAGUGAAUCUAAUCCCUCAUCAUUAUCAACUAUACCUACUUCGUCUUCUGAUUUUUUCGCACAAAAAUCAACACCGAACGACUUUGCUUCAAUUACAUCGUCACCCAGAGACUCUUCAACAAAUUCGUUUGCCAAUACAAAGUUUACCGCUGUACCAACAGCACCACCUUCCCGUGCAACACCAUCAACGGUUUUACCGCAUUCGUCAGCAUCAACAACUGAAUCUGAAACAUUUACCUCAGAACUGACAGCUUCUUCUACGCCAGCGUCUACACCUUUCUCAUCUAAUUCGAUUAGUUCUCUACCUGCGAAACGCGCCACCGCAAGCUUACCACCCUCGAGUGCCACUGACUUGGCAACUACUACCGGGAAUUUCACUUCUAGUCCACUGCAAUCUACAUCAGCUCUCUUCACAACCUUGGCCGAAACAAUCUCUUCUACGGAGUCUACUAUAGCUGAAUCACCAAUCAGGCCGUCAAAUGCCUCACACACUUCAAUACCAACAGAUCUUUCCACAGUACCAGAUACCUCAACUGUGACACAAACAACCUUUAAUCUAUUAACUACCUUACCUGCCCAUUCCCCAACGAAAGCGAAUCCUCUACCAAUCAGCUCUAUAGAUCCACAAACAAGCACCGUUAAAGCAACAAGCUCAGGAACAGCGUCAACUGCAUUAUCUACGGCAGCUUCUUCAACAACAGUCGACGAAUCUUCAUUAAAUACCAUAGAAGUGACCAGUACUCCCACCAUGCUAACCACUACUAAAUCGGAUUCAUCUCGGGGAACAAUUUCCUCCCCAGACUUUACACAAAAUGAAAUACGUUCACCAGAUACACGUAACACUGCACCAAAUACUUUAGAUGAGAGUGAAAUGAGAAACAUAAGAUCGAGUUUUUCAACUGGUUUGAUAACGGCAAAUGACUACGAAGAGAAUAAUCAUACGAACAACAAACUGGAUUACAAUUCGGAUGAAUUUGAAAACGUCGUUUAUUACGAUGACUACUUGACGGUGUCGGCAAUAGCUGAAAAUUUGAAAUCAGAAAAAUCUUCGAACGAAGUUAAAAACGAACAGGAAUCAACAGAAAAACCAAUUGUAGCUCUGAAUAGUCGUACCAACAAUACUACUCCAAAAUCAACAAUUGAAGAGAUGUCUAAAACUAAACAAUUGGAUAAUAAAAACGCUGAGGGCAAUGUGGGCGAAGCGCCAGACAGCAGAGCUGGUAGUGAUGUUAUUUAUUAUGACGAUGAACUGGAGUACAACGACCCAACAACUGCUAUAAAUGAGGGAAAACCUUCAGCGACACACACUACAAGCUUGAAAGAAGCUGCUCUUGGUAUACACUCAACGAAAUCGGGGUCUUCUACAACGCAGAUUACAAAGCCCAAAACUCCAAAGCAUAUUGAGAUAACUACUUUACGUACAUUACGACAAGCACUGCCAGCGUUUAGCGAGAACUCCGAAAUGCCACUAGAAACUGCUGAGGUACGAACGCCAGAACGGAAGAGAUCCUCGGUUAAGACCAAGGAAGACGUAUUUGAAAGUUCCGCUAAAGUCAUGGAAAGUAAAAAGAGUAGAACAGAGGCUACAACAUCAAAGGCAGACAAUUUCACAAGCACUCACCACGAAGUAAGUCAGAAAGCAGUCAAAGAAAACCCAAUAGAAAUGGACGAUCAACAAGCAAAUGAGAAAGAAGAGUCUGCAACGGAAAAAAACGCUACAAGAGGGCGCCUUGACAAGAAUGUUGCUAUAAAGUCUAUUUCUGAGCUCACAGUUACACCUGAGAACAAUGCUAAUGACGCUAAAGCUGCAGAUGAUAAGCAGGAGUUCAAAGAAAAUAGCGCAGUUCAGAGUUCCGGUUCCAGUUUUGAAGCAGAUAAAAGACCCACAAGGCCCACACUCUUGUUGGGUACAAAUGAUAUUACAAUCACAGCAACCACCAAGUUACCACCACAACUUAAAACAUUCAGUCAGACUACAACUCCUGUAUCUCCAGAAAGCUCCACAAAGUCCUUGAAAGAGAAUGUUAUUUCGCCGACUGAUGAUCUCAUCAGAGAUUCUGCCGAAAAUUCAAAUGAAACUCAACAAGUUGUUCAACAAAUUCGUGUUACAAAAUCAGCCAAUACUAAGAACUCUAAACAGAAUUCCUCGUUGAACCAAAAUGUUGUGGAAUCCUCCAGCCUUAAAACGCCGGCGACAAAAAAUAUAAAUGAACAGAAUGAAACAUCAACAGCGCCAAGUGAAAUCAACGAAAACAAAGAUAUUGAAAGGCUUGAAAGCACAACAGAGCACCAACGAACCACGGUAUCAGUUACCGAAAGUAGUACCGCAGCUACUACAGAACUGCAUCCUUCCACGACUGAAUCGAAUUUCCAAAUAGAUAUUAGAAGUGCUCCCAGCGAGGAGAACACAGACGGAGACCAACCGUCCGAAGAGCAACAAAGCUCUGCGCUAGCGUUACGCACAGAUACUGAAGUGGUAAAACCUGAUAAACAUUCAACGUCAGACGAUAGUUCGCAGCACACAAAAUCUCCUCAAACAAUAAUGGCUCUCAGCACAGAACGAACCAAAGCAUCUAAAAUCAAAUUUGCGAGACACACUGCCAAUGCUGUUGAUGAGAUGAUCGAACACGUGAACGAGCUCCAAGCAACUGGCGAAACCAACCUGACCACAACAGAAAAAUCAUCUGUAACAGUGGUAAAAACUGUUAAGCCACAGAUUGUAGCCACCACAAGUACAAGAGAAAUUGAGAAGCCAGCUGAGUCCAGUAACGAAGAUGGAAUUAGACACCCUAAUCCUGACUUAGUGAAAACAGCUGAUCUGAAUGUUCAGUCGAAAGAGGCGCUUAGUGCCGAGAACUCAAAGCCUCAGUUGACGUCUACAUCAAUAGAGACGAACAUAACAACAACUGAAACUAACAGGAGCCUCGAAAGUACGCAGGAAAGCAACACAGUAAUUUCUGAACAAAAUUCUCAUGUAACAGAGAAGCAAAAUAUUCUAAAGACCGGCACACAUAGCCCGAGAGAGCAGGUUAACAGAAAGGACGAAGAGCAAGUCGCACAUAGCAUAAACAGCGUCUCAUUAAAUACACCAAUAACAACUUUAAAGCCAAAGGUAUCUAAGGUAUUUGAAGUGGCAACUACCGAAAACGGCAAGGACCUCAACGAAACUACGAGCGCACAUCACAUUUUAACGGCUUCCAGUACCUUAAGGCCGAUACGAAAUGCUGUACUUGGUGUUUUUGAAGCGAACGAGGAAAUACCAUCGAGUCUUGCGCCGCGCACAGUGGUGCAAAAACAAGAACAUACAGAUCACAUAGACCAACCGGCUGGGCAGCUUCAGCAUAAUCAACUAAAUAUGCGUCCACUUAUUGAAUCGCCAACGGCAGCGAAUGUUAAAGAAUCGCGUACAAAACUCAAAGAUCUUCUAGGAAAAGAUUUCGAGCGGGCUGAUGCGAAUGUAAUGGAGUCCGACGAAGCAGACAGUCCCGCUCACUCGCUAGAGAAGAGUACAGGUCUUAUAAGGAUAAGUGAUUCAUUCCAGAAUUACAUCUCAAACGAAGCACCGCAAACAGACGGUUUGGCGGCUCCGUCAUUACCAGCUGUACCAAGAAAGAUUUCUAGUGAGCACAAUGUGAAUAAUUUCACCACAACCACAGCACGACCCACUACAACAGUACACACACCUACCACAGCCAACUUUACUGUUACCACAGAAAAUACAGCACUGGAAACAGAAUUAGAAACACCCGAAGGCACAACCGCUCAACCAACACGUUUAGGCAUACAAUUCCAUGACAAUUUGUUAGAUAUCAAAUCGAAUGAUGUGCGGAUAACACGAAAUGCACAAAACACUCUAGAAGAAACACAACAAACAUACAAAAGAAUGUAUAGAACACAAACCGCAAAAUCUAACCAGAAUUCUGAAACCGUUACAGCAUUUCCAAUGCACGCAACGGAUAUACCUAAGCUAGAGUUGGUGGUAUUUGGUAAUCUCGAUUUGACGGUACUUUACUGCCCGAAAGACUGCAGUAAGGAUCAUCAGCACAAAUAUGAUAAAAAAGUCUUUGGCGAUCAGCAUGUGGUCGGGAUUCAGUGGGAUCCCUCUAAAUCUAAGAAGACGAUGAGUCUUCAAACAGUGUAAAGAGGAUUAGAAAAUGUAGUAGUAAUUUUAAACGUAUUUAUUGUUGUUGUUGUGGAUGGGUUAAUGUUAGGGAAUAUUAAGUUCCUUAUUUAAGGACUAUGAUUUAUGUAUAGAUUAGUUGUGAUCGAUUAAUUAAGGUAUGAUUUAAAGAAUAAAUGGUAUUAUUUUAAAUUAAUUUUAUGCAAAGCGAU